Messenger RNA from Torulaspora delbrueckii, 525 nucleotides. RefSeq names its product Vma22p (gene VMA22). The record is from RefSeq and is a predicted model, not a curated record. The transcript has a single exon. Lineage: Eukaryota; Fungi; Ascomycota; Saccharomycetes; Saccharomycetales; Saccharomycetaceae. Gene Ontology annotation, cellular component: extrinsic component of endoplasmic reticulum membrane; Vma12-Vma22 assembly complex. Gene Ontology annotation, biological process: vacuolar proton-transporting V-type ATPase complex assembly. Bases 1 to 525 code for a protein of 174 amino acids.
AUGGAAGAGGAUCAAGAGCACCUUGAACUACUGAAAUUGCUAGCUCGCUAUGACCUCUUACUAGAACAGUUGCAAAAGAGUAUGAGAGAGGGAUUUCAAAACUUGGGAAGGGCCAAUUAUCAUAAUAAAGAUACGCUAAGAGGCAGGUACGGAUCAGAUUACUGGGAUGAAGCCUACGAGGGUCAGUUAAGCGUAGAGAGAGGUACUGACGGAAGGAUAAGUUUUGUAAAAGUUAAACUGGAUGAGGAUGAGAAAGAAGAACCUAUUGUGGAUGAGAAAGUCGAUGAAAAGUUGCAUGAUGAGGCUAAUCUACGUAAGAGGAAUCGCGAAGCUAAAGAGAAGAAAUUAAAGAAAUUACGACAUAGGGAUCCUCUAACGAUGUUUGGAGGAGCAUUUUCGAUACCUCAAUCAUUGAGACAAUGUCAGAUGAAUUUCAAGGGCCUUUUUCCACUGAUCGAAGAGUUAAUCAAUUGUAAAACAGCGAUGACUGAGGUUAUGACUAAACUGGAAACAUCUAACAAUUAA